Molecule: messenger RNA, 305 nt
Organism: Cylicocyclus nassatus
Lineage: Eukaryota; Metazoa; Nematoda; Chromadorea; Rhabditida; Strongylidae
Source: the annotation of a GenBank genome assembly
AGUUACUACAUGCUGACGCUGUUUCUUUUGUUGUUAGCAGGUGCAUUCAGCCUGAAUGUGCCUUCGAACCUCGGUUGCAAACCGGAGGAAAUAGCGGGACCAUGCCUUUCUGAUCACACAUGCCCAUCCUCAGAUUGGACGUGCAUCGGAGGUGACUGCUGUAUGGAGAGUGAAAUCAUCCAGCUGAAAGACGACGGAGGUAUGUCUACUUGGGGCACACUGAAAAAACUGUUUCAUGCAGAAUAACAUUCAGCAACAUGAAUUUGGUUUUUGCUGACAAGGAGAGCAAUAAAUUAUUUGCAGAA